This is a messenger RNA of Scheffersomyces stipitis CBS 6054, 1200 nucleotides long. RefSeq lists its product as uncharacterized. The record is from RefSeq and is a predicted model, not a curated record. NCBI's taxonomy places the organism in Eukaryota, Fungi, Ascomycota, Pichiomycetes, Serinales, Debaryomycetaceae. Gene Ontology annotation, biological process: actin cortical patch localization; actin filament bundle assembly. The annotation marks the transcript as partial. Gene Ontology annotation, cellular component: actin cortical patch. The transcript has 2 exons. Gene Ontology annotation, molecular function: actin filament binding; phosphatidylinositol binding.
AGAAAAGCGGCUAAGGUACUCUCGUCGUUUAUAAAGCCUAACCAAUUGGCUGGGCCCGAAAAUAUCAUUCCUCCCAAUGUAUUGAAAAAUGCUAAAGGUUUGGCUGUCAUCACAGUUUUGAAAGCCGGCUUUUUGUUUUCAGGGAGAGCCGGUUCCGGUGUCAUCGUAGCCCGUUUGCCGGACGGAUCCUGGUCGCCUCCUUCAGCCAUUGUUACUGCCGGUGCCGGUGUUGGUGGCCAGAUUGGAGCUGAGUUGACCGAUUUCGUCUUCAUCUUAAACACCAAGUCAGCUGUGGACUCGUUUGCUCAGUUUGGUUCUGUGACUUUGGGUGGUAACGUUUCUGUUGCUGCUGGUCCUUUAGGUAGAAACGCUGAGGCUGCGGGUACUGCCUCGUUAAAGAGUGCCUCUGCUGUAUUCUCAUAUUCCAAGACCAAGGGUUUGUUUGCUGGUAUAUCUUUGGAGGGUUCCGCUAUCGUUGAAAGAAGAGAAGCCAACAGAAAGUUUUACGGUAGCAAUUGUAAGGCCAGAAACAUCUUGGCUGGUGAAGUAGAGGCUCCUCCAGCUUGUUCGUCUUUGAUGAGAGUGUUAGAGUCACGUGUGUUCAACAACAGACAACCCUACGAUGACGACGAUUUCUAUAACGACGAUUACUACGACGACAUUCCAGACGACUUUUCCGGCUCAACCUCGCCAUCUUCUACCAGAAGAGGCAGUACCAGAACCGGAGGACGUGGCGGAAGCCGUAGAGGUAGCAGAUACUCGGAAGACGAAGAAGAUUAUUCCGACGACGACGAUGAUGACUACAAUUACUCCAAUAGACGAAGAACUAACUCGCCUGGAGCUCGUAGAUCAGGAUGGGAAGACGAUGUCUAUGACAAAAAUAGUAGCGAUAGAAGAAGAAACCAAGGCAGUAGUGAUGUAGACAACUUGGGUUCUAGGCUCAACAAUACCCGUUUGAAUAGCGGCCCUACCAGACCUCCUACUGGCUCCAAGCCCAACUUUGGUGGAACUCCAAAGACAAACACAAACCAAGCCAUAGCCUUGUACACUUUCAAGGGAGAACAAAGUGGAGACUUGCCAUUCAAGAAGGGCGAUGUCAUUGACAUUAUCAGAAAGACCGAAACCGUAGACGACUGGUGGACCGGCAGAAACAACGGGGUCACAGGUAUCUUCCCUGCCAACUAUGUGGAGUUGAUCUAA